This is a messenger RNA of Gadus morhua (Atlantic cod), 4275 nucleotides long. Its product is annotated as NLR family CARD domain-containing protein 3. Lineage: Eukaryota; Metazoa; Chordata; Actinopteri; Gadiformes; Gadidae. Bases 102 to 3104 code for a protein of 1000 amino acids. The transcript has 7 exons. The record is from RefSeq and is a predicted model, not a curated record. Gene Ontology annotation, molecular function: protein binding.
UCUCUGAGAGUCAGAAGGAGGAGGAGGAGGUGGAUGGUAAGAACGAGGAGCAGAGGAGGCGCGCCAUAGAGGGAGUGCUGGACAUCACAAAGCUCUGCCUGAUGGAGAUGAACCAGGAGGAACUAGCCUACAAGCUGGGGAGUGGAGCUGUCACUGUCCAGUGCCAACAUAUACUCAAGUCUCAUCUGAAGAAGAAGUUCCAGUGUGUGUUUGAGGGAAUCGCUGGAGCAGGAAAGCAGAGACCUCUGAAUGAGAUCUACACAGAGCUCUUCAUCACAGAGAGAGGCAGUGGAGAGGUCAACAAGGAACAUGAGGUCAGACUGAUUGAAAAGGCUUCGCGGAAGCCAGCCAAUGAGGAAACACCAAUCAGAUGUGAAGACAUAUUUAAACCCUUACCUGCCCAAGAUAAACCAAUCAGAACAAUAAUGACAACCGGAGUGGCCGGCAUUGGUAAAACCGUCUUAACACACAAGUUCACUCUGGACUGGGCUGAAGGUAAAGCCAACCAUGACAUAGACUUCACAUUUCUUCUCACUUUCAGAGAGCUGAAUUUACUGAAAGGGAAAGAGUUUAGCUUAGUGGAACUUCUUCAUCAGUUUUCUGUUGAAAACAAAGAAGCAGGAAUCUACAGAUACAACCAUGACCAAGUAGUCUUCAUCUUGGAUGGUCUGGAUGAGUGUAGACUUGCUCUGGACUUCCAGAACAACCCCAUCUGGACUGAUGUCACCGAGCCGACCUCAGUGGACGUGCUGCUGACAAACAUCAUCAGGGGAGUCCUGCUUCCCUCUGCUCGCAUCUGGAUAACCACACGCCCUGCGGCAGCCAAUCAGAUCCCUGCUGAGUGUGUUGACAUGGUGACAGAGGUGAGAGGGUUCAACGACCCACAGAAGGAGGAGUACUUCAGGAAGAGAUUCAGAGAGGGGACACUGGCCAGCACAAUCAUCUCUCAUGUCAAGAAAUCUCGAAGCCUCCACAUCAUGUGUCACAUCCCAGUCUUCUGUUGGAUCACUGCUACAGUUCUGGAGGACUUCUUCAAAACAUCCCAGAUAGGAGAAGAGGUGCCCAAGACCGUGACUCAGAUGUACAGCCACUUCCUGAGGGUUCAGUCCAUACAGGGGGACAGGAAAUAUCGUGGGAGAGCUGAAACAGAUCCACGCUGGAGUUCAGAGAGCAAGGAGAUCAUUGUUUCUCUGGGGAAACUGGCUUUUAACCAGCUGGAGAAAGGCAACCUGAUCUUCUACGAGGCGGACUUGGCAGAGUGUGGCAUUGAUAUCAGAGCAGCCUCAGUGUACUCAGGAGUGUUCACCCAGGUCUUUAAAGAGGAGUGUGGGCUGUACCAGGACAUUGUGUUCUGUUUUGUCCAUCUGAGCAUCCAGGAGUUUCUGGCUGCCCUCUAUGUAUUUCUGUCCUACAUCAACACUGGUGUCAAUCUUCUCUCAGAAGAACAGCCAACCUCCAGGGAAGAUGAACUCAUCCUCCUCUACCAGAGUGCUGUGGACAAGGCCUUACAGAGUGAGAACGGACACCUGGACCUGUUCCUCCGCUUCCUCCUGGGCCUCUCUCUAGAGACCAAUCAGAUUCUCCUACAAGAUCUGCUGGGACUAAGAGGAAAUACAUUACUGGGCAAUCUAACCAAAAAAGUUCUGCUGGGACAGUUCGGAAGAAGGUCAUGGAGCAAUACCCAAAUAGUCCUUUACAUCAAGGGGAAGAUAGGUGGAGAUCUCUCUAAAGCGAGAAGCAUCAAUCUGUUCCACUGUCUGAAUGAGUUGAACGACAAUUCUCUAGUGGAGGAGAUCCAACUGUACCUGACAUCAGGAAGACUCUCCACAGAAUCUCUCUCCUCUGCUCAGUGGUCAGCUCUGGUCUUCAUCUUACUGACAUCAGAAGAGGAGCAGGACGUGUUUUACCUGAAGAAAUACUCUGCUUCUGAGGAGGGACUUCUGGGGUUGCUGCCAGUGAUCAAAGCCUCCAAAACAUCUCUGCUGAAUGACUGUAAGCUGUCAGAGAGAUGCUGUGAAGCUCUGGCCUCAGUUCUCAGCUCCAAAUCCUCCAGUCUGAGAGAGCUGGACCUGAGUUCAAAUGAUCUGCAGGAUUCAGGAGUGAAGCUGCUCUCUGCUGGACUGGGGAGUCCACACUGUACACUGGAAACUCUCAGGCUGAUUGGCUGCCAUCUGUCAGAAGACUGCUGUGAAGCUCUGGCCUCAGCUCUCAGCUCCAACUCCUCUAGUCUGAGAGAGCUGGACCUGAGUUCCAAUGAUCUGAAGGAUUCAGGAGUGAAGCUGCUCUCUGCUGGACUGGGGAGUCCACACUGUACACUGGAAACUCUCAGGUUGUCUGGCUGCCUGGUCACACAGGAAGGCUGUGCUUCUCUGGCCUCCGCUCUGAGCUCCAACCCCUCCCAUCUGAGAGAGCUGGACCUGAGCUACAAUCAUCCAGGAGACUCAGGAGCUGCGCUGCUCUCUGCUGGACUGGAGGAUCCACGCUGGAGACUGGACACUCUCAGUGUGGAACACGGUGGAGUAUGGAGGCUGAAACCAGCUCUAAAGAAGCAUGCCUGUGAACUCACAAUGGACCCAAACACAGCCCACAGACGAUUCUCUCUGUCUGAGGACAACAGAAAGGUGACGCGGGUUGAAGAGGACCAGUCGUAUCCGGAUCAUCCAGAGAGAUUUAACAUCUGUGACCAGGUGUUGUGUAGAGAGGGUCUGACUGGCCGCUGUUACUGGGAGGUAGAGAGAGAAGAAGUUGUUUAUAUAGGAGUGACAUACAGAGGAAUCUCAAAGAGAGGAGUUGGUAUGGAUAGCUGGCUUGGAUCGAACAACAGGUCCUGGGUUCUUGUUUGUGAUAAUGAACAUUACGGUGCCCGUCACAACGGUAGUCUCACAACCAUACGUCUCCCCCCCGCUGGCUCUAAAAGAGUAGGGGUGUAUCUGGACCGGCCUGCUGGCACUCUGUCCUUCUACAGAGUGUCCUCAGAUGGAGGAGGGUCCUCAGACACACUGACACUCAUCCACACCUUCCAGUCCACCUUCAGCCAGGAGGACCUCCACCCUGGGUUUGGGUUACGUAAGACUGGUUCCUCAGUGGCUCUGUGUCCAUUGUAGUUACACACGCGCACGCACGCGCGCGCGUGCGUAUAAACAGACACACACACAUACACACACACAUACAUGGACACUUCAUUCAUUAAUCUAUAAACACACACACACACACACACAUCGUUCAUGGAUUUAAACCCACAGCAGGUCUGUGUGCCGGUGGUAAGCAGCAGGUAACAUCAGUGUCUCUCGUGGUUCAUCUCUCAGCCCUCUCUGUGUUCAGCUGGGCUGCUGAGCGUCAGAUUAGAGGGGGCCGCUUGGGUCUGGGGGGUCCUCGCAGUCCUGACGUUGUUGAGAACCAGCUGUUAGGGGGACGUUUGAAUACCUGUGGACCCAUGGACGUACCUGUAGUGCAUCGGGUUGUUGAGCAGCGGCUUUUGAAAGUUUCAGAAUAAACCAUGAAAGGAAGAUCUUCCUUUGGGUUAAGCAGGUUGUACAUAGAUUUACUUCAAAAUGUUAAAUGUGUUUUAAAUGUUGAUUGAUGAUGAAUAAAUAUAAAAACAUAAUUCAAUAUUUGUAUAUUAUCAGACAUUAAUAGUUUCCUAAUAAAUGGCUCUGAAAUGUAUAUUAACUUUGAUAAGCCUAACACAGCAGAUGUAAUAUACUCAUAAUGCAAGUGGUCGAUGGGAAAAGCUUAUGAUGUCCAUGUUGUGAAUGACUGUGAAUGAAUGUUGGUAACAGUACAGCAACAGGACAGUUAUUAAAGAUAUGUGCCCCUGUUUAUGAUUUAUAUUUACUCCACUGUACUCCAAAUGCUGCAUUUUAUUGGCCUUCUGAAAGGUUCAGAAUGAUAAACCAUGAAAGGAUCUUCCAUUGGGUUAAGCAGGUUGUACAAAGAUUGAAUUCUGAAAUGUUGAUUGAUGGUACAUUAUUUUACUAAUAUUUUACAUAUUUUCAACUCUAUCAAAGGAAUCCAAUAUCAGUUUGUAUUUUGCCAUGCUUGACAUGGAACCUGAUUUAAAACAGAUUUAACAACUUAAGCAUAAAUGAUGAGUGUUCUAUGGGAAAGGGUUAAGAUGUCCAUGUUCAUGUUGUGAAUGACUUUAAACUGAAGCUAGAUUAUUUGUGUUCUGUUGGGAACAACAAGUCAACAUGUUCAGUUAUUAAAGAUACCUGUUUAUGAUUUUAAUUGUUCAUCAAGCAUAAUGUUAAUAAACAACUCAGUGGAUCAACUGAA